Messenger RNA from Lagopus muta (rock ptarmigan), 2572 nucleotides. RefSeq names its product centrosomal protein 57 (gene CEP57). NCBI's taxonomy places the organism in Eukaryota, Metazoa, Chordata, Aves, Galliformes, Phasianidae. The transcript has 11 exons. The record is from RefSeq and is a predicted model, not a curated record. Gene Ontology annotation, cellular component: centrosome. Bases 104 to 1597 code for a protein of 497 amino acids. Gene Ontology annotation, molecular function: identical protein binding; gamma-tubulin binding; microtubule binding.
GCCGCUCAAGCGUCACGUGACAAGAGCGGGCGGUACCACCGCCGCGGUCUCAAAGGGCCGUGCGCGAAAAGGCCGUGCUUGAGCGCGCGCGGCUCCGGUGGACAUGGCGGCGGCGCGGGGCCAGCAGCGCACGGGUGAGCUGUGCAGAGCUCCGAAAUCUGCAUCGGCCACAGACAGACUCUCUGCAGCUUCCUACCUGGACUACCCAAAGCACAAGCCCUUCAUCAAUUCCGAUCUGCUGCGCUCCCCGCACAAACCUGUGGUUCCUUAUCCUGAGAGCAACAGUAGAGCAAUAUUUUCUGCUCUGAAGAAUCUUCAGGAAAAAAUUCGUCGGCUGGAGUUGGAACGGCUUCAGGCAGAGGAGAAUGUCAAACACCUCAGCAGAGAAACAGCAGACUACAAGAAAGUACUGAGCGAGCAAAUGCAGCACAGAGAGCGUGACAGAACUGAAGUGUCAAAGAAAAAUCAAGAACUGGCUUCUCAGCUGGCAGCUGCUGAGUCUCGGUACAGCCUGUUAGAGAAACAGCUGGACUACAUGAGAAAAAUGAUCCAGCAUGCAGAAAGGGAGAAGACACAGCUCUUGGAGAAACAGGAUUCACUGGAGAGAGAACGGCUUGAUCAGUCACAUGUUCAGUUGAAACUGGAGAAGCUGGAUAUGUUGGAGAAGGAAUACACCAGGCUUACUGCAAUGCAGUCCAUAGCAGAGAAAAAAAUGAAAGAGCUGGAACUGAAACUUCAGGAGGAGGAACAUGCAAGGAAGCUCGUUCAGGAAAAAGCAGCUGAGCUUCAGACAGGCCUGGAAACCAACAGACUGUUGAUUCAAGCAGCAUCACCACUGCUUUCUCCGAAAGCAAGAAAACCCAGGAAGAAAACUAAGCAGCCAGAGAAGAAAUGCUCUCUUACAAGCCAUCUCACUACGCAGCCCCAUUACAGACUGUGUCUGGGUGAUGUACCCUUUGUAGCUGGGAAGUCUACAAGUCCCAGCCAUUCAGUUGGUGCCAAUGUACAACACGUCCUACACCUCAUGAAGCAUCACACAAAAGCUUUGUGCAACAAUCGUGUGGUGAAUGAUGCUCCACUAGCAAAAUCCAUCAGUGCUGGUCGUCCUGCCAGCAGAAGCAGAAAGCCACCUCUGCCAAAGGACUAUUCUUCAUCACAAGAAGAGCUCUCAGAAGUUCUGCUGACUUUACAGGAUGAGUUUGGGCAGAUGAGUUUUGAUCACCAGCAGCUGUCUAAGCUUGUCCAGGAAGCUCCGACCAUUGCAGUAAGGGAAGAUCUGGAAAGGGAACUGGAGGCACUAGUGGGAAAGAUGGAGGCAAAGGCAGAUCAGAUCAGCAAAGUCCGAAGGCAUUGGCUGCAGCUUGAGAGACUUAAAAGAGAAUGCAAGUCCAAAAAGGCUUCUGCUAAGCACAGAAAAGACAGCAAGUUUCCCGUGAGUGAGGUUAAAGUAACAACAACUGUAACCACCAAAGGAAAGGAUGCUGGUCCCAUCAAAGUGAAACCUGGAGAGAAGAGCCGUAAAAACCUUCAGUUGCUGAGAGACAUGCAGACUAUACAAACCUCACUACAGAAGGAUGAUAUCAGCUGGGACUACUGACUGUUGUGCACAAGAUGUUUCUGAAACCAUCCCAGUCACAUUCUGGAUAUAAAGCAGCUGCCAUUCUUGCCAUGUGAGAGACUACUGUAUGCUAAGUGUGGUUUUGAAAUGGAGGUCCUUAAUUCUUCCAUCUGUGGGUGAUUGUAUGGUCUGGUUUAAAACUCAUUCCACGUUUUAAGGUAUCUGGCCACUGGAUCUAAGCGUGGGUUUCUGCCAUUUCCCUCUGUGUUAGGAUUCCAGCAGUCCCUCCCUUUGUCUCCCUUUGGUCUGCAUACCAAACUCCCCUGUGUAUGUGGGUUGGCUUGUGUGAAAUGCCACUGUGAUAUCACAGUGUUGUGGAACUCCUGUGCUUUAGGAGGCUUCAGAUGCAUCCUCUUGAAAACAACAGCAGGUCCUUAAGUCUUCAGGGCUUCUGUCUGUUCUGUUGUGUGCCCAGCUGCAAUUAUUCAAGCUGUGAUUGUAAAAAGGAGAACAGGUAAACUCCUUCAGAAGUGUUUUUCUGUAGUUCUCCUCAAAAAGUGUUCCUAGUCCUGCACGUUCCAUUAGUCAGCAUGAAUGGCAAUGGAUGCUUGAGUAUGCAGAAGUGACUUGACAGAUGCUUUUGCUUUAAUGAUGGGAUUGCUUUGAUUCUGAAGGGUGAAAUAUUUCUUCAGAGCUCAUAUUUAAUGAAAAGGCUAUAGGAUGUGGUGUUAAUAUCCCCUCGUCUUGCCCAUGGCUUUGGGUGGUAAGGGAGGGAGAUGAAACAUGUUUUAAAUUGCAAAUGCCAAGUCAUGCUAUUUGGUCCUGGCAUCUUGCUUUUAACUUGAAAUACAUGCUUUAAUGAGAGGUCUAUUUUGGUAGUAGUGUGCUCACACAGCUGAGUAAAUGUUAUUUAUUAUGUUAAUAAUGUAAAGAAUUUCCUAUUAAUGCAUAGAAGACCAGGUUAUCUGUUUAUACAGUUGAAAAAUAAUAAAGCCAGCUCGCCUGUUGAAUGAA